This is a messenger RNA of Puccinia triticina, 744 nucleotides long. RefSeq lists its product as uncharacterized. The coding region runs from base 1 to 744 and encodes 247 amino acids. The record is from RefSeq and is a predicted model, not a curated record. The transcript has 6 exons. NCBI's taxonomy places the organism in Eukaryota, Fungi, Basidiomycota, Pucciniomycetes, Pucciniales, Pucciniaceae.
AUGAUUGCCGAGUGGCCACCACCACCACCAGGUUCCAUACCGGAUCUACCAAUUGUGCAUAUUCUCCGUUCAGGCACCUUGAGCCGCACUCGGGCUACACCUAGCGCACGACUUGCAAACAAAUCUCGGAAUCUUGCUGAGUUUGAUCCCAGGGUUGCUGUGAAAUCAAACAGAGGCAAACAUUACGAGAUGAUGCCCAAGAUUGACGCUGUAUUCACCAACAUUGAACAGUGUGAGAUGAAAACUGAGUGGCUGACUCUGAGCAAGGUACUGAAACGAGUUUGGGUCCUCGAAGAACGGAAGAUUCCAUUGGAAGCUCAAUGCAACAGUAGAGGAAGAGUGUGUGCUCUCCAGGAGAAAUGGAGAGAUCUACUUGGAUCAGAUGAAGAGUCGAGUCAUCGCCCCAAGACUGCUGCUGGAAAUAAUCAAGCCAAGCCGGGCAAGGAGAACAUAGAUCCGACUGCUAGGAAGAAACUCGAGGAAGCAGUGAUGAUCAACGGGAAAGAACCAAUGAAGGCAUCCAAGCCGGACGAUGUGAUGAUGGAUGAGGACAAUUCAAUGCCCUUCCAAACUAGCGUCGUUGAGGCUUCUCGCGCCAAAGAUGCCAAAAUCAAAGAGCCUGAAACCGAGGCCCCAGAGACGUCUCCCCCUCAAGCCAAUGAUGAUCAGAAUGCUGUCAACGUUCAGUCCGAGCCAAUCGAGGCUGAACGCAACACCGACACGAACUCACGGGAUCUAGCGUGA